AGAUUCAAGUUUAAGAACCUGCCGGGGCGAGAAAGGAAGUUUGGAAGGCCCCGAACGACACCGAACGUCCACCAGCCCGGAUUCAUUGGACGGGUGCACAGAUCUCCGCUUUGCGAAGGCCCAUCUAGGGAGAGAAAAAACACCGUACUAUCUUCGGGAUUCCUUUAGAGUAAUUCAAACGCCGAGGGGGCCAGCCCACACAAACCAUUUGUUUAGGAAAAGUGAUGAAAUGAACAAGAAGUGGUGAAUUACAGGCGAGUUUGCCAAAGAGAGACAAGGAAGCCGGAGCGCAGAAGAGUCUGGCGCAUACGCUCCAAGUGGACCACUCUUCUCCCUCCAAAAGCCAGGUUCUCCAAGAUGCCUGAAGAAAAUUCUCCAAGGCAGACUCCCCAGAACAUCCCUUACCAAGACCUUCCUCAUAUCGUCAAUGCAGACGGGCAGUAUCUCUUCUGCAGGUAUUGGAAACCAACCUGCGCACCAAGGGCCCUCGUGUUUAUCUCUCAUGGUGCCGGGGAGCAUUCUGGCCGCUAUGAAGAUUUGGCUCAAAUGCUGAUUGGACUUGACUUAUUGGUGUUUGCUCAUGACCAUGUUGGCCAUGGGCAGAGCGAAGGCGAACGGAUGAUUGUGUCCGAUUUCCAUGUUUUCAUCAGGGACGUUUUGCAGCAUGUUGACUUCAUGCAGAAAGAUCACCCUGGGCUCCCUAUCUUCCUCCUGGGGCAUUCCAUGGGAGGAGCCAUCUCCAUCCUAACAGCAUCAGAGAGACCCGGGCACUUUGCAGGCAUGGUGUUAAUUUCUCCUCUUGUUGUCGCCAGCCCUGAAUCAGCGACGACAUUUAAGGAGUCGGGUUUGGCAGCGGGCGGCAUAAGAGGCAUGAUCAAAUCGACAUCGGCAGUAGCGGCUCAAUGGACCCCGAUAGCCAUUUGGGUUCUGGCCGCCAAAGUGCUCAAUCUGGUUCUCCCAAACCUGUCUCUGGGGCCAAUUGAUUCCAGCGUGCUGUCCCGGAAUAAGACAGAGGUUGACUCUUAUAAUGCCGAUUCCCUGGUUUGCCACGCAGGGCUUAAGGUUUGCUUUGGCAUCCAGUUGCUGAAUGCCGUGUCCCGAGUUGAGCGAGCCCUCCCCAAACUGACCCUGCCCAUCCUGCUGCUGCAGGGUUCUGCCGACAGGCUCUGCGACAGUAAGGGGGCCUACUUACUGAUGGAAGCAGCCAAGAGCCAGGACAAAACGCUGAAGGUGUAUGAAGGGGCCUACCACGUCCUCCACAAAGAGCUCCCUGAGGUCACCAGCUCAGUCUUCCAGGAAAUAAAAGCGUGGUUCUCUCAAAAGACAGGAUCAGCUGGAACCUCCUCCAACCCCUAAGGCCAUCAGCCCCGUUUCCUUUCCUUGGUCGAAUAUGACCCUGGGAGGUGGGUGGGGAAGGAAUUGGAACAGGUAGCUUGGACAAGAUUUGCCAAAAACAAACACAAAAAAAAAACAAAAAAAAAAAUCUAAGAGGAAUUCUGCUGAGAGCUAUUUACUGAAAAUAGAUAUUCUUGUAUGUUGACAAUUGCUCCCCCUUCUGUCAUUUGACCAUUUCCCAGAAGGGGACAGAUCCAGACGAUAAAAGUGUGUUGGGGGAGUGGGGGUGGGGGGUGUUGGGUGGGAACAAGUGUUACGAUGACUUUCAAGACUGGUAUCAGGCUUUAAAACGACACUUCAAAUGACCUGCAAGGGCCAAUUUUGCCAUGGUCAUAUGCUUUCCCUGGAGGGGUAGGAAUAUUAUAAAAACCUUUGGAUUGACUUUAUACCUGACUCCUCCUGCCAAAUUUAAGGGUCUGCCCCUUAGCCACUACUCAACUCUUUGAACAAAUCAUUGCUGCUGAGAAAGGGGGCAGAUAAGAGGAGUUUGUCUGGUUGUGUGAAGAGUGCCUGCGUGUCCUUCCACGAUCGGUCAGGAUCCCGUCCGCAAGGCGGGGUUCCGCAGAACCUCAAAAGUCUGGAAAUUGCCCCGCACAAACCAGGUUAGCAGUGAUCGGCGUGUCCUACGGGAAAGCUGCCCGGGGGUACGUUCGAUUGCUUUAUUCGGCCUCAGAACCGGGUUUUCAGGGAGAAAAGCAGAAAGUUCAGAGUGGGAGUGAGAGAUAGCAUCACAUAAAACAAACAAGCAGGAAUAAUGAUCUUAUUUCCUAAAUACACCCCUUUCUUCCCUAUAAACAGAAGCACUUGCAUUUCCAGAUGAAUUGCUGUAUAUAUCUAUCUAUAUAAAUCUAUCUAUAUAUAUAUAUAUAUCUACCUGUGUACAUAGGCAGAUAUAUAUAUUCCAAGAGGUUGCCUUUUUUGUUUAACUACUUGUUUGACUGACACUAUGAAAUGAAAAUCUAUUUAAAUAUAAACGUUAAUAUAUGAGGUAGAGUAUGAAGCUCUUAGUCUAUGGGAGGAUGGACGAAUAUCAGGGACAAAGAAGAGUUUGGAAAGCUUACUGCAAGAGUCCGAUCAAAGAUACAAACCAUGCUGGCUGGAAGCCAGAGCUGGUCAGUGGGCCUUCUUUCUACUUAAAUUGGCCUAGACAUCUGCCCUUGUCUCAAUUCCUUGCCCAUCAAUCAGGGGCUGGAAGAGUGUGGGUUGGGAUUGUGUCCCUCUCUGAACUUGUGUCCCAUCAGUUCACUAAGGGAUAUAAGUAAGCACUAUGGAGAAGAAUAUCACCCUCCCACACACACACCCGCCAAACCUCUCUUGCAGCCCUCACGAACCGAGCGUAGUCAGACACUCCGGAGGAUGGCAGCCGUAUCGGGGGACUUCUGCCAACUGAGGCUCAAUCGACAAGAUGGCACGAUGUGCUCAGGGUAGACAGAACGGCCCCAGUCCCGAGCCAGCAGCAUCGCAGAAGCCAGACUAAGUUUUCAGAAUUGAUCCGGGGACUCCAAAAUCAGCUGCACCACCAAGGUUGCCUGCUAGAGUAGAGCUAGUUUGAAUAACAAAGUAAACAAGUCAACCAGAGAGCAGAUCUCCCUACCCUGUCUUCUUCAGUAAAAUUCCACUCUCUUGCUACCAUUUUGAUGUGAGGGUGCAGGGCGUUAUGACUCCAGAGGGGAGGCAUUUGCCCCAUUCUCAUGGGAACAGAUGGGUGCGUUGGAUCGGGACUCUGCUCGAACCCAGAAUAAUGACCUCAAGGAAAUGGCAGAGUAGAGGGAAAAUGGCCCCUUGCUGGGAAACGGGUACCUGCCCACCAAACCCAACCAGUGAGGUGUCACCACUACUGGGGUACUCAGUUCCUCUGGUGGAGGGAUCUGAAGAACCAAAGUCAUCUAAGGGUUCUCAACCUGCGCCCCGCCCCCAACCUUCUGAGUAGUGGCUGUCUUGAGAGCAGGGCCUUCCCAAGGGGCAUGUCCAAAGGAUUCACUGGGCAGCCAGGAGACCACGAUGGUCCCAUUAAACAAGAAUCCAGGGAAGCAAGAUGGACUGUAUCUGCCAGUCAUUCUGUUGUCCUCUCCCCAGCACCUUAGUACAGUGCUCCGCACACCAUGGCUGUUCCACCAAUAGUAUCCGAGGGGUCGCAAUCACCAACCAGACGAGUGACAGUGCAGGGGAGAUCCCCGCCUAAACCAGGGGCGAGAAAGCGGGGCCCCUAUCUCCCAAGGACCGAGUGGUUUCCGAGCCGACAGCAAGGCCGGCCAGGGACUGUGGAAGGAACGGACCGGGGGAGCAAAGCCCACCAAUCGCAUUUCCCACAGGUCCCGGGACUACCGAGAAACCCACCCACUGAGGCAGCUGCGUGAAAAGCAGGCUCUCCAGGGAGGAAAGCGAAGGCUUCUCGUCAGUGUCAGGGCUUCCCUCCUCCCCCCUGCCUCAAGAAGGCCCUUCUCUGCCAUUUCCCCUCUCCUUUGCCUGAACCCAGUCAGAGAUCUAGAAUCGAGGACAACAUUGGAAGGGAAUCCUCCCCUGAAUUUUCACCAUUUCUCCAGGCACUGGAAGGAUGGUCCAAAUCCUUCUGCGUCCCCCUGCUCCCCUCCUAGCAGAGCCACCUUCCCCUUUGGGCCCCAAAGAAAGAUGGAAGCAGAGACUCUGAUGAGCACAGCGGCAAGGACACAUCUGAUGGGUAGAGACCCUGACCCAGCCUGGCCCCUCCUACCUCCAGCAGCCCACACUUACGAGCCCUGACCAGGGCAGCCUUACCUCUCUGGUCCUAUCGGCCAAGACCCUGAAAGCAGAGGGCAGGAUGGGGUGGGGAGACACCACCCCUUGGAAUGCAACUCCCCUGAGCAAGAGAGAGAGAGGAGGGAGAGGGAGAAAGAGAGAUGCCCAAGUCGGAGCCUCCAAGGGCACAUGGCCACAUGUCUGGGACUAUGGCCACCCCUGCCUCCGAGCAGGAAUCUAUGCUUCCCUGGCUCUUGGGGAGGGGAGAAGGAGAGGCAGGUCAGGACGAGGGGAGACGUGUUGGAUUGGAAAUAAGAAUUGGCUCGAGGCUAGUGUCGAUUAGGACUGCUGGGCCAAAGUACAGACCUGUGCCAGAGAGUAGCCUGAUGUCAACCCCUUGUAACUUUAGUCUUGAGUGAUUUGAAACUGUCGUGUUUUAAGUGCAUUCAAAUCCUUUACGGGAACGGAAACCCCACUGAAAUGGGGUCAAGUCUCAGCCUCCGGCCUAAGAUGCUUGCCCUCCCGCCAGGCCCCUUUCUCGGGGCCGGGGAACGGAGCCAAAGCAGAUAAUAAAAGCCGCCCGCCCCCGUAGCCAUCCAGCAGAGAUGUUGCUUUCUCGGGAGCUCGGGAUGGGAUCAGCUUUUCCUUUAAGGAUAGGGCCCAUCCACGGCAGGGCAGAGUCGCCUCUCCGCCCGCAAUUCGACUCGCAUCUGAAGGCCCCGCAGGCCAAACGGCCGGAAGCAUCUUCGUGUCGAGCCUUGUCUUUCACUUUAGCCUACUGCCAGCAUAAAUAAGCCUGUCACGAUCACAGUGAUGUCUCAAGUAAUUUCCUAGCUUCUAUCUAUCGUCACGCUACAGUUCGGUAACAUAUAUAUUAGAGAUAUCUCAACAUAUAUACUUUUCAUGGGGAAAAAAGAGUAUAUCCAUAUUAAAGAAAUGAAAUGUUUAUGGUUGUUCUUCACAUUAAUUAUGAUUAAUAAUAAAGCAUAUGUUUUCUGAAUGGUG
This is a messenger RNA of Ornithorhynchus anatinus (platypus), 5115 nucleotides long. RefSeq names its product monoglyceride lipase (gene MGLL). The transcript has 10 exons. The coding region runs from base 358 to 1356 and encodes 332 amino acids. Gene Ontology annotation, molecular function: lipase activity. The record is from RefSeq and is a predicted model, not a curated record. Gene Ontology annotation, cellular component: membrane. NCBI's taxonomy places the organism in Eukaryota, Metazoa, Chordata, Mammalia, Monotremata, Ornithorhynchidae.